Messenger RNA from Xenopus tropicalis (tropical clawed frog), 1614 nucleotides. Its product is annotated as LOC100145065. The transcript is spliced from 5 exons. The record is from RefSeq and is a predicted model, not a curated record. Bases 177 to 1052 code for a protein of 291 amino acids. Lineage: Eukaryota; Metazoa; Chordata; Amphibia; Anura; Pipidae.
AGCCCGGGGCCGGGGAUGGGGGGGAAGUUUUACCCACUAGAAAAGAAGAGCCACAAAUCCAGUCGGGCCGGAGGGUGACUUUCUAGGGGCCGAUAUUUGGUGCUGAUUUACAGGUACUUCUACUCCUUCUUACUGUGCCGACCCACUCACUGGCGGCACCAACCUCUCACACUGGGAUGGAUCAGGAGUUGACUGAUGGAUCUGUGGGACGGGCAUGGACUCCGCAAGAAACCCAAGCAAUGCUCGAUCUGAUCCGGGACUUGGGUUUGGGACCAGCAUUGACCCGCAAAGGAUAUCAGAACUGGGAUGUGUUUGAGAGACUCCAAGUGCUUCUGAGCCACUGCAGGGUGAGAGCCAGCUCAGCAGAGAUCAAGGCUCAGUGGCAAGCGCUGAAAAUGAAGUUCUGGCGCCUCAAGCGCUUUGUUGGCCUGGCUCCCCUGGUCGCCAUCACUGCCGACUUUCCCUUUUAUCAGCAGAUGGAGCAGCUCCUGGAACCACAGAAGAGAAUGGAGAUCUGCAGUCGGGAGGCGGAUAGCACCAUUCAGGAAAGUGGGAGACCAACGUCCUCGCUGUCUGACUCCCCGUCUGAUGAGGACAUGACAGACGACGCUUCCAUUCCAGAAGUGCAUCACGAGCAAGAGCCGGCCAUUAACAAUGGAGGAAACCUGCACCCAGAGAAUGUACAAGAAGCUGCUCCCCAAGAUGGAGCCGCAAUCAGGAACCCACACCUAGCACCCGAAGCCCUUGCAGACUUGGAGCCGGAGCCCAUACGGCUGCUGCAGACUACAAUGGGACAGUUAGUGGAAGGAAUGGCCCAACUGGUUCAGACCCUAAAUCGUGUCUGUGGGGUUCAGGAGCAGAUCUCCAUACAACUGGGAUAUUUCUGUUCCCUACUGCCAAAGUUUCCCAUCCAAAUGGGCAGCGGGCGCCCUCGUAACCAGGAAGGGGGCAAGUGUCCGGAAAAGAAACCUGUGGUUCAUGGGCCACGAAACUCCAGGGGGCUGCGCAGGAGUCUGAGGAUCAAGAAAUUUGCUGCCCGAUACUCUUCCUGAGUCCUCAGACUGGGGCUUGGGGGAUCCGUGGGGCUGGGUGGGGGCAGUUUAGUUAGGGUAUAUAUAUAUAUAACAGUUGGUUUCCCUGUCGGUACAAAGCUGAGUGGGCAGGGGCACCCCCAAACAGCUGCAGAGACAAUGGGGAACAUUUUUUUUUCUUUUGUACGUGUGAUGUUUUGUUUUGAGUGGCCCCAAAUAGGGCGCAUGGGUAGUGGCAGCACCAGGUUGGCUUGUCCUGCAACCAGUAUUGGGGCGAUGGCACACACAGCUACUUGUUGCGGCUACAAAAUGGCUGAAAAUGCCCCACCAUAGCCAAUAUGGAGAAUUGCCUCUGCUUAAACACACAGACGAUUGUCAGUACUGUAUAUUUUGUAGCUGCAACAAGUAGCUCCAUGUGCCAUUGCCCUUAACCCUCUGUCUGCUGGUCAGUGCCGGAGGCGGCCUUAGCUCUGUAUUAUGUUACAAUUGUAUUGAAAUGGCUCUCUGAGCACUUACUUCUCACUAUGUUUUGUAUAGAAAAAGCUUGAUUUGGCUUCUGUUCAAUAAAAGUGUAUUCUCUAUA